Messenger RNA from Penicillium taxi, 237 nucleotides. RefSeq lists its product as uncharacterized. The record is from RefSeq and is a predicted model, not a curated record. Lineage: Eukaryota; Fungi; Ascomycota; Eurotiomycetes; Eurotiales; Aspergillaceae. Bases 1 to 237 code for a protein of 78 amino acids. The transcript has a single exon.
AUGUUCUCAAGAAUCAAUGUUAUCAAAAAUACAGCCUUUAUACCACUCUGGAUUCAAAUGAGUUGGUAUAUUUAUGGCAGUGAUACAUUCGAGAACAAGGAUCCACACAAUAAGGCAGAUGAUAUCAUCUGGGCCAAGGCCCUUCUCACUUGCUCUUCUGGUAGCUCAAGAGAUAGUCUCCCUUCUAGCAUCGGUGUGAAGUAUGCGGGUAUACGACUCUGCGAUUACGCCAACUAA